This is a messenger RNA of Symbiodinium natans, 1830 nucleotides long. NCBI's taxonomy places the organism in Eukaryota, Dinophyceae, Suessiales, Symbiodiniaceae. The record is from the annotation of a GenBank genome assembly.
AUGAUGGUUUCUGUCUUCCAUGCUUGUUGCUGCUUGGCUCUCUUGUCGUUCGGCAGCGCGACCACCCAGGGGAAGUGCAUCGAGGACAAAGCAGCCGCAGCACCAGCCUUGCUCCAGGUGCAUCAAUCUUCCCAGGUUUCACUCGUACAGGCGGUGCGCCAUGGCAUUCAGCAACACUUGCGAAGCAGGUUGCAGGAGGAUCCAGACGUGGUGUCCAAGGGUGCGGCCGUCAUUGGUGUAGAAUUGGAAGCUCGACAUCAUGACUACGUGCAGAGCUUGGUCAACGGCACAAGUCUCCUGCAGAGCUGGGGCCCCGGUCUCAUUAGAUCCAACGCAAUGGAGUUUGACGACGACCUGAUCAAGUCUCUAAAGACCGUCAAUGAAUUGGCUGAUGACCUUCGUGCAGAAGCGGAAGCAUCAAAAAUGGAAAAUUUGGUAGCUACCACACUGAAGGCUGGCUUGGAUUUCUUCUCCAAGCUCGGGAAGCGGCUGGUUGAUGGAACACCAUUCCUGCCGAAUGACGUCCUCAAGACAGCAUUCAGCUUGGCAGAGACAGUCUUCGCUGUCGGUUCUACUUUUAUGAACCCAGUUGCUGCUUUGUUUGGAACCAUGCUUCUGUCGCAGCUUGGUGGUUUGUUGAGUUUUUUGGACGGCCCCCAGCCAAGUCCCCUGGAGAAGCUCUACGAAACGAUCAUGGACAAUGUGAAGGAGAUGAUGGACGAGAGAGGACUGGCUGAGAGGCUUCGAAGCUCACUGUUGUCCUUACAGGUCAUGGUCCGCACGUUGCAGCUCUUGCCCGAGGUGCUCUCCUUGGGCGCCCUCGGCAAGGAUAAUCAGAUGUGCCUGAUGUGGUGGCUGAUGCUGCAGCAUGACUUAAGUUUGUUGGAAGCUCAGCUGUGGGGUGAGUGCUGGAGGGACGAGACCAGCGACGAAUGCGAAGCUUGGUCUCAGCAGUGCUCGAUAUUCCCUGCAUUAACUUUGGCUGAGCUGCAACUGGGCAGUUUCACCGAAAUCGUCAUGUUGGACUCAGUUUUUGCGCCGCACUUCGCCCAGAAGGCAAAGGCUUACCAGGAAAGAUGGGCAAGGGUGGGAGCUGCGAUGUAUAAGACGUGCCGAGACGUGAAGUGCUGCGGGUCUCCAUGGGACAGCUCUGACGAGACCUCCCGAUCAGAGUGGUAUAAACUUCAGAAGGACACCUAUGAUACCCUGAAGGUUUUCGUAGACAAGCUCACGGAAGACACAAGGUUCAAGUCACUUCCGAUGUCUUUGGAAACAUCAAUGGAGAACCUCGAAGACCGAGUUUACACCCGAAAAGUGUUCGACUGCACAUGGAAAACCGAUGAAACCUGGUGCAGCGUGUCCGGCACGAAUUUCUUUCUCCAAAGCCUUCGGGUUGGCAUUGGCGGCGAAAGAGGAGGUUCGGAUCAGAUCAAGUAUUACAAAGAGGUUUACUUGGCUUAUGGCAAGGGCGAGACAUCUUCUCAGUGGAUUUCGCGUGAAUGGAAUGAGGAAGGCUGGCUUAUGUGCCCAGACGACUACUACAUGCGAUCUAUCUGGCACAAGACACAUGAAAUUGAGGGUGUGAUGAAAGUGGCCUGCCGCCGGCCCUUCACCUACGACAGCAGCUGGUACCACUGCUACACCGAGGACAUUACUGACAAGCUCAAGAAUGAAGACGUGAAUGACUGGGUCGGGUGCCAACAAGACUACUUUAUCACAGGGCUCUACUUCAAGGCGGUUACAGCUUGGUUUCAGCUUGGCAAGAACUACAUAAACCAUCUUACGCAUGUAAGAUGCUGCGAGUUGCAGGAGCGAUUCAGCAGCAGAUGA